This is a messenger RNA of Boleophthalmus pectinirostris (great blue-spotted mudskipper), 622 nucleotides long. RefSeq names its product ribosomal protein L17 (gene rpl17). Gene Ontology annotation, cellular component: ribosome; cytosolic large ribosomal subunit. Gene Ontology annotation, biological process: cytoplasmic translation. The record is from RefSeq and is a predicted model, not a curated record. Lineage: Eukaryota; Metazoa; Chordata; Actinopteri; Gobiiformes; Gobiidae. Gene Ontology annotation, molecular function: structural constituent of ribosome. The coding region runs from base 38 to 592 and encodes 184 amino acids. The transcript has 7 exons.
UUCCUCUUUCUUCUGCGGCCUCAGAGACUAUCUGAAAAUGGUCCGCUACUCACUUGACCCCGAGAACCCGACAAAGUCUUGCAAGGCGAGGGGUUCCAAUCUGCGGGUUCAUUUUAAGAACACUCGCGAGACAGCUCAGGCCAUCAAGGGCAUGCACAUCCGCAAGGCCAACAAAUAUUUGCGUGAUGUGGUUGUUAAGCAUCAGUGUGUCCCAUUCCGUCGCUACAAUGGUGGUGUAGGAAGGUGUGCUCAGGCCAAGCAGUUUGGUUGGACCCAGGGACGUUGGCCUAAAAAGAGUGCAGAGUUUCUCCUUCACAUGCUUAAAAACGCUGAGAGCAAUGCUGAACUCAAGGGUCUGGAUGUGGAUUCUUUGGUCAUUGAACACAUUCAAGUGAACAAGGCCCCAAAGAUGAGGAGACGCACCUACCGUGCCCAUGGCCGCAUCAACCCUUACAUGAGCUCUCCCUGCCACAUUGAGAUGAUACUCACUGAGAAGGAGCAGAUCGUCCCCAAACCAGAGGAGGAGGUGGCCCAAAAGAAAAAGGUCUCACAGAAGAAGCUGAAGAAGCAAAAACUGAUGGCACGGGAAUAGAUUUCAAUAAUAAAAUUGAGAAAAUACUGA